GAGCACAACCCAUGGGAUAUUCCCCGGAAAUUGUGCUGCAGACUGGACUCGAGGGAUCUAUUUAAACGGCCUCGAGGCCAGCCUGCGUCUCCAUUGCAUUGCAGACUCUUUCUUCCUUGUGCCCUGUUUCUCGAGUCCCAAGUUGUUGUGGGGAGAACAGAACAGGGGAAGCAGCCGGAGAGCAGAGCAGCAUGUCGUCGGGCGGUCGCCGGCGGCUGGCCCUGGUGGCGGCCCUGGCCCUGGUGGUCCUCGCCGCCGACGCCGGGGUGACGAGCGAGUACCGGCGGAAGCUGGAAGCGACGGUGGAGAUGCCGCUGGACGCCGACGUCUUCCGCGUGCCGCCGGGAUACAAUGCGCCGCAGCAGGUGCACAUCACGCUGGGCAACCAGGAGGGGACGGCGAUGAUCGUGUCGUGGGUGACGCCCAGCGAGCUGGGCAGCAGCACGGUGAUGUACGGCGGCGCGCCGCACAAGCUGGAGCUCCGGGCGGAGGGAACGCACACGCGCUACGACUACUUCAACUACACCUCCGGAUUCAUCCAUCACUGCACCCUCAAGAACCUCAAGCAUAGCAGCAAGUACUACUACGCCAUGGGGUUCGGGCACACGGUGAGGACCUUCUGGUUCACCACGCCUCCCAAGCCGGGGCCUGAUGCGCCCUACAAGUUCGGCCUCAUAGGGGACCUUGGGCAGACGUUCGACUCGAACCGCACGCUGUCCCACUACGAGUCCAACGGCGGCGACGCCGUGCUGUUCGUGGGUGACCUCUCCUACGCCGACAACCACCCUCUCCACGACAACAACCGGUGGGACACGUGGGCGCGCUUCGUGGAGCGCAGCGUCGCCUACCAGCCAUGGAUCUGGACGGCGGGGAACCACGAGCUGGACUUCGCGCCGGAGCUCGGCGAGACGACGCCGUUCAAGCCCUUCUCCCACCGCUACCCGACGCCGUACCGCGCCGCCGGCAGCACGGAGCCCUUCUGGUACUCGGUCAAGAUCGCCUCCGCGCACGUCAUCGUGCUCGCCUCCUACUCGGCGUACGGCAAGUACACGCCGCAGUGGACGUGGCUGCAGGAUGAGCUGAAGCGCGUGGACAGGAAGACCACGCCAUGGCUGCUGGUGCUGAUGCACUCGCCGUGGUACAACAGCAACGGGUACCACUACAUGGAGGGGGAGACGAUGCGGGUGCAGUUCGAGCAGUGGCUCGUCGACGCCAAGGCCGACCUCGUCCUCGCCGGCCACGUCCACGCCUACGAGCGCAGCCACCGCGUGUCCAACGUCGCCUACGACAUCGUCAACGGCAAGUCCACGCCGGUGCGGGACCAGGGCGCGCCGGUGUACGUCACCAUCGGCGACGGCGGCAACAUCGAGGGCAUCGCCGACAACUUCACGCGCCCGCAGCCGAGCUACUCGGCGUUCCGGGAGGCCAGCUUCGGCCACGCCACGCUGGAGAUUAAGAACCGGACGCAUGCAUACUACGCGUGGCACCGGAACCAGGACGGCGCCAAGGUCGUCGCCGACGGGCUCUGGCUCACCAACAGGUACUGGAUGCCCACCGACGACACCAACUGAUGAUCAUUCCCGGCAUCAUCCCGUCGACCAUGCAAAGCUCAUUUUUCAGUUGUCGGCAGUGACGACAUGUGAAAAACCUGCAAGUUCCUUUUUCUUCCCUGAGAUCGAUCAGCCGGUUGGCAAUGAUCCCUUGCAACUUAAUGAAACUAGUGAUUCAAGAAAAAUACUUGACAUUUCAUGAUUGUUGUAAAAUGAUCAAGAUAUCAUAAGAGCAGCAUGCGUGCACAAUGCGGCAUUUGACAUU
Messenger RNA from Setaria italica (foxtail millet), 1815 nucleotides. Its product is annotated as purple acid phosphatase 2. The record is from RefSeq and is a predicted model, not a curated record. The transcript has 4 exons. Bases 192 to 1571 code for a protein of 459 amino acids. Gene Ontology annotation, molecular function: acid phosphatase activity; metal ion binding. Lineage: Eukaryota; Viridiplantae; Streptophyta; Magnoliopsida; Poales; Poaceae.